This is a messenger RNA of Alligator sinensis (Chinese alligator), 799 nucleotides long. RefSeq names its product testis expressed 12 (gene TEX12). The record is from RefSeq and is a predicted model, not a curated record. The transcript has 5 exons. The coding region runs from base 233 to 646 and encodes 137 amino acids. NCBI's taxonomy places the organism in Eukaryota, Metazoa, Chordata, Crocodylia, Alligatoridae.
CCGACAUUUUACAAAGCUCGACCCUCGCCUCCCGCGCUGUGCUCGCCCUGUUCGGUCCCCGCCGGCGGGAGGGGGGUGCGGCGUGGAAAGCGAAGGAAGGGGUGGCGAGCCGCCCUCGCGGGCGUUUGCCUGAGUUGGAAGCGCCCCCGGGUUGGGUUUUUGCAGCAUUCAUGCAUUUGACAUCUUUGACCUUUUUUUAUUUUUUAGGCCAGGUCUCAUUCAGCUGAAACAGAUGUUGCAAAGCCAGGAUUGUGCCUAUGCUUACCAGGGGACAAUGACAAGUAACGCCUCAGGGACGUCUGAAGAGAGCAGCAGUAAACGCAGAAAGGAGAUGGAUAAGGAAACAUCAGAAAGUCCUCAGUUAUCCUGCCUUGAAAAACCAGACUCAGCUCUUUCUGAGAGUUCACACUCACUUUACAAUGCAGAUGUGCUGGAAAAGGUUUUAAAUGACAUGGGGAAGGAAAUCAAUAGCCUGUUGUCAAAAUACGCCCACAUUUUAAGUGAGAGAGCAGUGAUGGAUGCUUCAUAUGUACAAGAGCUUGAUGGAAUUUUGAAAGAAGCGAGGACCAUCGAAAAUCACUUGAAGCAGAAAAGGGAGAGUCUGAGAGAGAGGUUCACAGUGAUAGCAAAUACUCUGAAAAGCUAAAAUGGAUUUUGCUUGCAAAUAAGUUGAACACACUCUUCUGCAUGUAUGGUGUUAUGUACCAGAACACAUGUUAAUGAAAGCUUCGUAUGUGUUUGGCUUUUUGGUAAAUAUUUUUUUAAAAUUGAGGAAACUUUCAACACCUUUGGAAGCAAG